AGCAAUUUCAGACAUGUUGAUUCCUAGAUUUGCGCAUUGUUAGAUUUAGUAGAGAAGAAUCUAAUCAUUUCCUCUGAGUCGGAUUUCGUGUUGAGGAUUGUUUAGCUGAUCACCUUCUUCAUUGUCUGAAAAAACCCGUUGUCACUGCUGAAGGGUAGCUGAGAUUUGGGACUAAAAUGCGUGCACCGUCUCUUCUCGCGCAAUGCUUGCCUGGCUUGGUGCCUUGUGACCGUGGCAGUAUGUCUACAUUAUCAGACAGGGAUUUGCAGCUUCCAACACCAGCGGUUGAGAUUGUACCUUCUAAGACAGCUCAUCCAUACAAGUAUUCGGGGGAGAACAUGGACGUGCAAGGGUUACACAUAUUCAAGGGGAAAGUAAGUGUUGCUGAUAUAAUCGGGCUCUCUGUUGCAGAAAUUACUCCACUAAAACAUGAUGCGUCUCUUAGAAGUUGGGAAAGCUCUAUUGAUCUUCUUAGUGUCCUCAAAAACGAGAUUCGUGAUGGACAACUGAGCUUCAGGGGCAAGAGGGUCCUUGAGCUAGGUUGUGGUUAUGGAGUUCCCGGGAUAUUCGCUUGCUUGAAAGGUGCUUCUACGGUCCACUUUCAAGACCUCAAUGCCGAAACAGUGAGAUGUACAACAAUACCAAAUGUCCUGGCAAACCUUGAGCAAGCCAGGGACAGGCAGAGCCGACAGCCUGAAAGCCCGCUUACACCAUCCAGACAAUCUGUGUCAGCUUCUGUCCGUUUCUAUGCAGGAGACUGGGAAGAGCUUCCAACCGUCCUGUCCAUAGUUAGAAACGAUGUCUCUGAGCCAACCACAGUAAUGAACCUGAGCUUCUCGGAGGAGGACUUCAUGGAUGGAUGUAGUAGCCAAGACGGGAGUGCGAUUGGACAACAGGAUUUCUCGUCAAGACGUUCAAGGAAACUUUCAGGCAGUCGGGCAUGGGCAAGAGCCAAUGAAACGGACCAAGGAGAGUGUGGAUACGACAUUAUCUUGAUGACUGAUAUCCCCUACUCUGUCACCUCUCUAAAGAAACUAUAUGCCCUCAUAAAGAAGUGUGUGAGACCACCAUAUGGAGUAGUUUACUUGUCCACCAAGAAACACUAUGUCGGGUUCAACUGUGGAGCAAGACACCUGAGAAACUUGGUUGAUGAAGAAGCCAUUUUCGGAGCUCAUCUGGUGAAGGAAACAGCCGACAGAGACAUCUGGAAAUUCUUCCUCAAGUAGGGUACUGAACUCAAAACAAUACACCAUGGUUUCCUUGAUUUGCUUACAUUAACUAAACAGAGCAUCUGUAUAAUGUAAUAUCCAUGAAAGUUUUCUGCUUCUUUUAAUUUUUUUUCCCUUUCUUUUUUUGAAAUUGUUGAUUCAGCUACGAGGAAUUGUGGCUCACAUUGUGUACCUACUACCUACCUUUCCUCUGUGCUGUUUUGCUAUGAAAUCCUUUGGAUUUUCAGUUGUAUAUUGAUACGGCAAUCUGAUACUUUCCUUGUCUUC
Molecule: messenger RNA, 1496 nt
Organism: Tarenaya hassleriana
Lineage: Eukaryota; Viridiplantae; Streptophyta; Magnoliopsida; Brassicales; Cleomaceae
Exons: 8
Coding region: 177-1226 (349 amino acids)
Source: RefSeq, a predicted model, not a curated record